Messenger RNA from Mesoplodon densirostris (Blainville's beaked whale), 5289 nucleotides. RefSeq names its product integrin subunit beta 3 (gene ITGB3). Lineage: Eukaryota; Metazoa; Chordata; Mammalia; Artiodactyla; Ziphiidae. The record is from RefSeq and is a predicted model, not a curated record. Gene Ontology annotation, biological process: cell adhesion mediated by integrin; cell migration; cell-matrix adhesion. The coding region runs from base 158 to 2512 and encodes 784 amino acids. The transcript has 15 exons. Gene Ontology annotation, molecular function: integrin binding; fibrinogen binding; fibronectin binding. Gene Ontology annotation, cellular component: integrin complex; cell surface; focal adhesion.
CCAGAGGGGAGGAAGCGCAAGUCCACGGCCCGCCCCGUUGCGUCCCACCCCCUGCGUCCCCUCCCCUUCGGCCACGGGAAAAGCGGCCGCGGGCGCCGCUGCUAGCUGUGGGGUAGGAGGACGCGGCCGAGGCGGAGCGCGGCGGCCAGCGGACGAGAUGCGAGCGUGGCCGCUGUGGGCCGCUGUGCUGGUGCUGGGGGCGCUGGCGGGCGUCGGCGUCGGAGGGCCCAACAUCUGUGUCACACGAGGCGUGACCUCCUGCCAGCAAUGUCUGGCUGUGAGUCCCAUGUGUGCCUGGUGCUCAGAUGAGGCUCUGCCUCCGGGCUCGCCCCGCUGUAACCUGAAGGAGAAUCUGCUGAAGGAUGACUGCGCCCUGGAGUCCAUCGAGUUCCCCAUCAGCGAGGCCAGAAUCCUGGAGGCCAGGCCCCUCAGUGACAAGGGCUCUGGAGACAGCUCCCAGAUCACUCAAGUCAGUCCCCAGCGGAUUGCGCUCCGGCUACGGCCAGAUGAUUCGAAGAAUUUCUCCGUCCAAGUUCGGCAGGUGGAGGAUUACCCUGUGGACAUCUACUACUUAAUGGACCUGUCUUAUUCCAUGAAGGAUGAUCUGUGGAGCAUCCAGAACCUGGGAACCAAGCUGGCCUCCCAGAUGCGUAAGCUCACCAGUAACCUGCGGAUUGGCUUCGGGGCCUUUGUGGACAAGCCCGUUUCACCAUACAUGUACAUCUCCCCACCAGAGGCCCUCAGAAACCCCUGCUAUGAUAUGAAGACCACCUGUUUGCCCAUGUUUGGCUACAAACAUGUGCUGACGCUAACGGACCAGGUGACCCGUUUUAAUGAGGAGGUGAAGAAGCAGAGUGUGUCACGAAACCGAGAUGCCCCAGAGGGUGGCUUUGAUGCCAUCAUGCAGGCUACCGUCUGUGAUGAGAAGAUUGGCUGGAGGAAUGAUGCCUCCCACUUGCUGGUGUUUACCACUGAUGCCAAGACCCAUAUAGCGCUGGAUGGAAGGCUGGCUGGCAUUGUCCAGCCCAAUGAUGGGCAGUGUCAUGUGGGCAGUGACAACCAUUAUGCUGCCUCUACUACCAUGGAUUAUCCCUCUCUGGGGCUGAUGACCGAGAAGCUGUCCCAGAAAAACAUCAAUUUGAUCUUUGCAGUGACUGAAAAUGUAGUGAAUCUCUACCAGAACUAUAGUGAGCUCAUCCCAGGGACCACAGUGGGGGUUCUGUCUACUGAUUCCAGCAAUGUCCUCCAGCUCAUUGUUGAUGCUUACGGGAAAAUCCGCUCUAAAGUAGAGCUGGAAGUGCGUGACCUCCCUGAGGAGUUGUCCUUAUCCUUCAACGCCACCUGUCUCAACAACGAGGUCAUCCCAGGCCUUAAGUCUUGUGUCGGACUCAAGAUUGGAGACACGGUGAGCUUCAGCAUUGAGGCCAAGGUGCGUGGCUGCCCCCAGGAGAAGGAGAAGUCCUUCACCAUCAAGCCUGUGGGCUUCAAAGACAGCCUCACCGUCCAGGUCACCUUCGACUGUGACUGUGCCUGCCAGGCCCAGGCUGAACCUCACAGCCACCACUGCAACAACGGCAACGGGACCUUUGAGUGUGGGGUGUGCCUCUGCGGGCCUGGCUGGCUGGGGUCCCAGUGUGAGUGCUCAGAAGAGGACUACCGUCCCUCCCAGCAGGACGAGUGUAGCCCCCGGGAAGGCCAGCCCAUCUGCAGCCAGCGGGGCGAGUGUCUCUGUGGCCAGUGCGUCUGCCAUAGCAGUGACUUUGGCAAGAUCACGGGCAAGUACUGCGAGUGUGAUGACUUCUCCUGUGUCCGCUACAAGGGGGAGAUGUGCUCAGGCCAUGGCCAGUGCAGCUGUGGGGACUGCCUGUGUGACUCCGAUUGGACCGGCUACUACUGCAACUGUACCACACGCACCGACACCUGCAUGUCCAGCAAUGGGCUGCUGUGCAGCGGGCGGGGCAAGUGUGAAUGCGGCAGCUGCGUCUGCAUCCAGCCGGGCUCCUAUGGGGACACCUGUGAGAAGUGUCCCACCUGCCCUGAUGCCUGCACCUUUAAGAAGGAGUGUGUGGAGUGUAAGAAGUUUAACCGAGGAGCCCUAUUCGAGGAGAAUACCUGCAACCGUUACUGUCGUGAUGAGAUUGAGUCUGUGAAGGAGCUUAAGGACACUGGAAAGGAUGCUGUGAAUUGUACCUACAAGAAUGAGGAGGACUGUGUCGUCAGAUUCCAGUACUAUGAAGAUUCCAGUGGAAAGUCCAUCCUGUAUGUGGUAGAAGAGCCCGAGUGUCCCAAGGGCCCUGACAUCCUGGUGGUCCUGCUUUCAGUGAUGGGGGCCAUUCUGCUCAUCGGCCUUGCUACUCUGCUCAUCUGGAAGCUCCUCAUCACCAUCCAUGACCGGAAGGAGUUUGCUAAAUUUGAGGAAGAGAGAGCCAGAGCCAAAUGGGACACAGCCAACAACCCACUGUAUAAAGAGGCCACGUCCACCUUCACCAACAUCACCUAUCGGGGCACUUAAUGACAGGCAGUCAUCCUCAGAUCACCAUCAGACUGUCCCAGGAUUGUGGGUGUCUCUGCUGUUGUGUUUACAGGGGCAAUACCUGUGGGGCGGAAUUGGGGGCUUGGAGUGGGGUGGGUUGGAAGAAUGUGGGUCUCUGUGUGUGUGUGCGUGUGAGUGUGCUGCGUGUGGGAGAGUGUGUAACUUAAAACUUGUGAUGUGUCCCAGAUCAGCAGAGCUCCUCAGCCUUUGUCCUCAGAAGGCCUCCUUCAGGGGGUCUACCUGCUUAACCUGAGGGUGACCUACGUAGCUGAGCAGGUAUUCUUCAUUACCUCAGUGGGAAGCCAGCUUUCCUUCUCAGGCCAUUCUCUUAAAGAGGAGGGCAGGGCCAAGCCCUCUCAUAUCAGAGAAAGGGACCUUGGUUUACCCUGUGUUUAUGGGUCUUGGGCCUGACUCUCAGCAGCUCUGGUAGGAACUGCCAGGCUUUGCAGCCCUGCUGUGUCAUCCAUACCCCUAGCUCCUCUCCCUUCCCUCAGGCAGAAGGAGAAAUCCGGGGAGAGCUGAACCAUCAGAGCUGCCUGUCUUUGCCAUCACCUCAAUCCAGCGUGGUUCUCUCCUAAAGGAAGUCCUUGCUACCUAUUCUUCAGUCUGUUGGGAGUGAGGAUGGCAGGGUCACCCACGGGUCAUGCCUGGCCUGGGGUUAAGGUGCCCGAGUUCCCCAGUUCAUAAUCAUAACCCUUCAGAUUUGCCUCAUUGACAGCUCUGCCCUAGUGAUUCGUGUAGAAAAAGUGUGUCACCCUUAGCCCAGCAACACCUCUUUACCUCCUAUUCCACCCUCUCACUACUAUAGACAUUUGCUACAUACUGGGAAUUUCUCUCAUGACCAGAAGCUUUUCCUUCCGGGGAGAGUGCUAUGGUUAGAGCCAGAGGUCUGGCCUCACCCUUCAGGCCUUCUGUCUCGUGUCCAAGGCACCUCCACACACCCAACCCUGUACUUCUGUGUGCUACAUCCACCCAUGGGGCUGAUUGCAUUUAUCUACCUCUUGGGUGUCUUGUGAAGGAGUCAUUCCCAUGGGUCUUUGAGUCUGCUGGGCAUAAGUGCCAGGGUGGAAUGAUGGGCCAGUCGUAUCAGCGUGUGUGGCCCAUUCUCCUAUGGGCCGGGCAACCUCAUUUUAACUCAGUCUUUAAUCUGAGAGGCCACAAGUGCAAUUUUGUUUUAUUUUUCUCAUUGGGGCACCUGAAACCAUGAUGAGGCUUGUUUAAUCUAAAGGAACAUAGAUAUAAACACACUUGCAUUAUAUUUGUAAUUUUAUUUGAUGAUGAAGAAGAAAAGGGUGAAAAGCCACACAGACCUGGGCUGGAUGCAGACACUCCCACUUGGCAUCAUUCAUAGCAAGUUGCUGCUCAGUUGCUGGGUCUGUAAGGGCUGUCUCGUCCCUGAAGCCUGCGGGAAUGGACACAUAGACAUGCUGGACCUUUCCCAAGCAGGAGGAGGUAAAUGAGCUGUUCUUGUUUUCUAGCAAAAGCAGAAAAACUCCAUUGGUGUUUACAUUUGUUCAACGUUCACCACCACCACCACUCCCCAAGAAAAAGGGAGGGGCCUAAAAACAGUGGUCUGAUGGUCAGAAAAUCUAAGUCCUGGCCUCAGUGUUGCAGCUAAGGAACUUUAAUUAAGGCAAGUUACUUUCUUUUUCCUGGGGCUCAGUUUUCUAGUUUGAAAAAUGAUGGGUUUGGACUCUAUCAACAGUCUGUGAUGCUGGGACUUACUGUGGCAUCAAACAUGCAGUCAGGAUUCUGUGGGAUGUUGAUACUGUUUGUUUUUUCAGUUGGGAGACCUGGCUCUGGCAAGAGCAGAUGUCAUCCCAUAUCACUUUUCUCAAUGAAGAAGCUUCAUUCUAUUGUCUCACAGAACCCCUUUUCCAACUGUUGUUGGUAGUUACAUCUUCUGAUGUAGCACUUAAGCUCCACUUAGUUAUUAUUUCUUUGUUCACUUUGCACAUGGUUUCAUCCACGAAUCGGGGAAGAGGACUCCAUAAUAACUAGCUGAAAUGCGUCUUCUGUAUCCAUGUGUUAACAUUGAGAAUAAGCCUUGGGGUUAGGAACAGGACAGAUGACCGAGGCCUCCCUCACUCGUGGAUUACACCUUCCUGUUGAGGAUGGUAAUGUUGUAGAGGGAUAAAUGGGGAGGGAUGAUCAUGAAUCCAAGAAGUUUAGAAUCUAACUAUAACCUUUGGCUACUGAGAAGAGACUCCACUGGAGUAACAGUUGGUCACUUUCUUUAGAUAAAAUGGUUUAUAUGAAGAAACUGUAUCAAAGGAGGAGGAACAUGUAUUCAAAGGAUGAAAAAAACAGUAAGAAUCUUGUCUGAGUUUCUGGAAAGAGGCUCAUAGUCUUUGAAGAUCAGUACUGUUUGUAUGUGGGGAGAAGCUGUAGCUGUGUUCCCGAGAUAGCAAACAGCAGUCAGUUUUGGCAUUGUGUAGGGUCAACAUCAAAAUAGCAUUUUAGCCUCAGACAAAACAGCCUGAAGAAGUUAUUUGUGCCUAGCUUUUUGGGAGAUAUUUUACGUUCAAUCUCAGGGUCUGUGGACAAUAAUGGGAAAUUCUGAACAUUCCUGACAAGUUGUCACAUAAGAAGUCAGUUCUUUACCUCUCAGAUAUUCCUAGACCAUCCAUGAUUUCAAGAUACUUCUCUUUGUUAAAUAUUCCUGGUUGAAAUUACCUACCUGACUUCCUGACUUCCUAACCACCUCCUCUGUUUGAGUUGUGCAACGGUGAAUUAAAUGUGCUUUCCAAAAAGAA